AUGGGACAAAUCUGUGAAAUUUUGAAAAAUAAACUGCUUUUAAUUCAAGAUGAUGUUAAAGGUAUACCUGACUUUUGGCUAACAACCUUCAAAAAUGUUGAAAUAAUAGCAGAAAUGAUUCAGGAGCACGAUGAGCCUAUCCUUAAAAAUCUAAUGGAUGUUAAGGUGAAACUUUCACAGUCAAAUCCAAUGGGUUUUACCUUAGAGUUCCAUUUUAAGCCGAAUGAAUAUUUUAACAAUUCAGUUCUAACAAAAGAAUAUGAGAUGAGAUGUAUGCCAGAAGAUGAUGACCCAUUCUCAUUUGAAGGACCUGAAAUUAUUAAAUGCAAAGGGUGUACGAUUGAUUGGAAAAAGGGAAAGAACGUGACAAUGAAGGCUAUAAAGAAAAAACAGAAACACAAGUCACGGGGUUCUGUCAGAACAGUCACUAAGACAGUACAGAAUGAUUCUUUCUUUAACUUCUUCAACCCACCUAUAGUUCCUGCAGAUGAAGAGCAGAUGGAUGAAGAUACUCAAGUUCUAUUAGCAGCAGAUUUUGAAAUUGGACAUUUCAUUAGAGAGAGAAUUGUCCCGAAGGGUAUUCUUUACUUUACUGGAGAGGCCUUACAAGAUGCAGAUUUUGAUGAAGAAGAGGAAGGUGAAGAGGAGGAGGAUGAAGAUGAAGAGAAAGAUGAUGAUGAUGAUGAAGAUGAUCCUGAUUAUAAUCCUCAGACUGACAGAGCAUCAAAGAGGCGUCAAGAACAACCACCAGAAUGUAAACAACAAUAGAAUUUCCAGCAAAUUGGACUAAUAUCUUAGUUGUUCUUUUGCCUGGAGCUAGGAUGAUGCUUUUUACCGUUUGUUAGUAGUUUAAUGAAUGAAACGCAUAUAUAUUGGAUACAAUGAAGAGGUAUCACUUAGGCUUGGUUUCAGAUGUCUUAUUAAUACAGUAUCCUUUAUCCACAACCUUCUGUUGUUUUCCAUUGAGCAGUGGAUGCUAAGUGAGAGAACAGUAGAGUGUUGCAGGUAAAGGAUACUUUAUUAACUAGACAUUUGGAACCAAUCCUAAGUGAUAUCUCUUCAUUCUUUCUGAUAUUCUUAAAUUUGUUGGUAUUCUUUGAAUUCCAAUUAGGAAAUAAUCUAUACAGUAGAGAUGUUUAUUAAUCAAAUCAUGCCGUUUAAGCAUGUCCAAGUUCCAGGUUGCUUUUCAAGUUAUUUUACAUGUUACUCUUUUGUGUGCUAGAACUUAAGAUAUCCAUUUUUUCUCAACUCAAUAAAGUUAUUAGCAGUCUUCUUCCAGUUCAUGUACAUUGUUCUCAUAUCAGGAGUCCCUUUGUGAAAUAUGGGAUCUCAGCAUGCUCCAGAGUUUUGGGACACUUCGCUGUUCUUGUGCAUAUUUUUAUAACCUGGUUUUCUUAUACUUCAACAGCCUGAAAUAAAAAUGGAUCUCUGUA
This is a messenger RNA of Limulus polyphemus (Atlantic horseshoe crab), 1433 nucleotides long. RefSeq names its product nucleosome assembly protein 1-like 1. Lineage: Eukaryota; Metazoa; Arthropoda; Merostomata; Xiphosura; Limulidae. Gene Ontology annotation, cellular component: nucleus; chromatin. The transcript has 9 exons. Gene Ontology annotation, molecular function: chromatin binding; histone binding. Bases 1 to 768 code for a protein of 255 amino acids. The record is from RefSeq and is a predicted model, not a curated record. Gene Ontology annotation, biological process: nucleosome assembly.